Juglans regia (Persian walnut) is the source of this 967-nucleotide messenger RNA. Its product is annotated as 17.5 kDa class I heat shock protein-like. NCBI's taxonomy places the organism in Eukaryota, Viridiplantae, Streptophyta, Magnoliopsida, Fagales, Juglandaceae. The transcript has a single exon. Bases 247 to 732 code for a protein of 161 amino acids. Gene Ontology annotation, biological process: response to salt stress; response to heat; protein complex oligomerization. The record is from RefSeq and is a predicted model, not a curated record.
GGGUCAGCCAAUGAUGUUCCCACGAAUGCCCAGAAAAAGCUCGUUGGUCAAACCCAGAAAGCCACCAAUAAUGUUCUCGAAAGGACUAGAACGCCCACCGACUAUUUAUAAAUACCCAACCUGUAGUUGAAACCUUUGUAUCAUUGAAGAACUUGGAAAGCGUUUGAAGUUGUGGGAAUCCUAAAGCUGUUGCGCUCUAAUUGAAACCUACACCAAAUACAUAAAGAAAAGAGUAAUAGCACAAAUAUGUCGUCGAUUCGAGUCUUUUUUGGGAGCCGACGAAGCAACAUCUUCGAUCCUUUUACCCUCAAACUCUGGGAUCCUUUCAGAGACUUUGCUCUUCGUUCUUCACUAACUUCUGCUCGUUCCCCCCAAUGUUGUCAGGAAACCUCAGCUUUUGCCAACGUCCGAAUCGACUGGAAUGAGACACCAGAAGCCCACUUACUCAAGGCCGAUCUUCCGGGGUUGAAGAAAAAGGAAGUGAAGGUUGAAGUUGAAGAUGGAAGAGUGCUUCAUAUAAGUGGAGAGAGGAAUUUGGGGAAUGAAGACAAGAACGACACAUGGCAUAGGCUAGAGCGCAGCAAUGGCAAGUUUUUGAGAAGUCUCAAGCUACCGGAGAAUGCAAAGAUGAAUGAGAUCAAAGCUGCAAUAGAGAAUGGAGUUCUCACCGUAACGAUCCCUAAAGAAGAAGUGAAGAAGCCUGAUGUUAGGGCUGUUGAGGUUUCUGGCUAAUUACCAUCCUCUGCAUCUUCAAUGGAGAAUGGAGUACUCUUUUUGCUUGUUCUGUUGGUUUGCAGUUUGGUGUUUUUAUUUUUGUUUUUUUUUCUUAUGCUUCGAGUGUGAAAGUAUUUGGUGCCUUAUUUGAUAAGUGUGGAAAAGUUGAUCAUGCAAGUUUACGUUUGUAUACUCAUUUCAAUCUUUCGAUUUCAAUGAUUUCUUCUAUAGCUGAAUUUUAGCCUCUUCAGUU